Triticum dicoccoides is the source of this 1220-nucleotide messenger RNA. RefSeq names its product L-type lectin-domain containing receptor kinase IX.1-like. The transcript is spliced from 2 exons. Gene Ontology annotation, biological process: protein phosphorylation. NCBI's taxonomy places the organism in Eukaryota, Viridiplantae, Streptophyta, Magnoliopsida, Poales, Poaceae. The record is from RefSeq and is a predicted model, not a curated record. Bases 95 to 913 code for a protein of 272 amino acids. Gene Ontology annotation, molecular function: protein kinase activity; ATP binding.
UGAACGGUCAAACUCGAAGGGAUCAGAAAGUGAGGUGGCUGUAAAGAAAAUCUUGAAUGAGCCGAGGGGAGGAUAUCUUGACUUCUUCGCCGAGAUGAACACCAUUAGCGCAGCGAAGCACAAGAAUCUCGUCAAACUGAAAGGUUGGUGCUGCCGGGAAAAAAGCCGGAACAUGCUCAUUUUCUUGUGCUGGUGCUGCAGGAAGGAGGAUGACGAGCUCUUCCUUGUCUAUGAACUAGUGCCCAACGGCAAUCUGCACUACCACCUAUGUGAGAGUGAGCAAGUGAUAGCAUGGCCAACAAGGUACCAAAUCAUCAAAGACAUUGGCUCUGCUCUUAUUUACCUCCACCAUGAUUGUGCCCCUUAUAUUCUGCAUAGAGAUAUCAAACCAAGCAACAUACUCCUGGACAACAACUUCAAUGCCAAGCUUGCUGACUUCGGGCUGUCGAGGAUCGGCAACCAGGACAACGCGACGCUGUUGACAGCCGCUAUAGGGACCGAAGGGUAUAUAGAUCCAGAAUGCAGGAAAAUGGGGAAAGUUAAGUUCUACCCGAGCUCUGACGUCUAUAGCUUCGGCAUCGUCCUGCUGGACAUUGUAUGCACAGGGAAGUCCAGGGAGCAAGUCUGGGAGCUGUACAUAAAAGGCAAGGUCGUGGAGGCUGCAGAUGGAAGGCUUCAUGGCGGCGACGACUUGGACAAGAGGCAGAUGCAGCGCGUGGCUAUCCUGGGACUCUGGUGCUCUCUUCGUGAUAGUUCCAUGAGGCCUACCGUUAGGAAAGCAAUGGAGGUCUUGGAACGUGACGAGCCGUUGCCUGACCUUAACCACUUGGCGAACACUGCGGUACCCUCGGCACAGCAAGACACCUACAUCAUUAGCUCUGACCAGCAUGCACUUUUGUCAGAUGGCAGCUAGAUCUUUCAGUGAGCCAGAAGAAUGACUUUUGGGAUGGUUACGUCAGUCAACAUGGACUACUACACUAUGUAUACACAUGCAUAGAUAUAGCUGGCUCUCAGUGUUCCUACUUACCUGCGAUCAGCCUGGGGUGCAUAGUUCUUAUGCAUCUCACGGUUAAUCUAUGUUGCUGCUGCGGUUUGCAUCAUGUAUUCAUGUUGGUCUUUGUCUGCAUUAAAUGUUGGCUUGGCUAUAUGGGCAAAUGUAAUAAACAGUUAUGAUAGUCAAUGUACUAUGUACGCAUGUUUAUUAUUUAUUUUUGCAUUCA